AGCAACUUCUCCUGAAAAUUAGUUGGCAACACUGCGUGCAUGACCAGUAGGACUACAAAUCCCAAAGCCCUUUUAGCGCGUUUGAGGAAUGCAGGGUGGGCUCAUUUUUCCGGGGCUACCACCAUGUAUAUACUACAGCCAUCGGGGUUUCUAGCCAUGACCGGUUUGAGCUGAGCUACGCGGUCCUUCCUCGCUUUUAACACUGCCCGACCUGUCGAAUUUAAGUCCGUGAAACCGCCCUCAAAUCUGUUUUAUUUUGCCUAGGCUACAUAUCACAAUAUAGCCUCACAUCUGGAUUCUUCACAGCACAGGCUGAAACAGACAUCAUCUCUCACUCUGAUGCAUUGUUGCGUAAAGUAGAAAUGCAGUUAUAUUCCGACAACCUGAGUGCACAGAGGCAAAAACACAGGCUAGAUGUAUAGGUAGAUGCAUAAAAUAAUUUAAAUCAUAAUAUACUUUUUUUGGGGGGAGGGGGGGACGCAGCACACGUAAAGGGAUUGCUUUCGAGUUUUAUACACUGGCGAAAUCAGAAGAUUUACAAGCUGUCUACCACUUUCUGAACAGCGGUGUGUUGGUGUCUCAGGAGGACAGGGACCUGGAAACAAGCAGAUAGGGAGCAGGAGCUACAGGGGCCACAGUGUCUAUCUGCUCCUCAGUUCCCCUGUGAGGCUGUCUUUGUGUCAGGGAUCGAGAGGUGGACACACACACAGACAAGGACUGUCUAACAGCAGGACUGCACCACUUUGCAGGGCACUGGAGGGACACUGGGCGGAAGGUUAGCAUCUGGCUGGCAGAGAGAGGGAAGAGAGUGGAUAAUGUGGUGGGCAGGCGACUGCAUUGCCGAGAUUACAGAUUAGGGAGAGCAGCAGGUCAGGGCACAUCAUCCUGACAAAGCCUGCACUUCCACCAACACUACACAGCAGAAUUCAAUUAAACCCUACAGCUACUGGCAGGCAGUGGCCCAGCCUCACACACAUACACUCACACACAAAUAUACAAAGAAUUUCCACUGCUGGACAGCUGCUGAGCCCCUCUUCCCUCUUGUCCUGUUUGAUGUUCAGUGCCAGAUGGGAUUUUUUCUUCUGAUUGAUUUGUCUUUUUUCAAUCCAGUCACUCAUAGCCUCAGUUCCUUUCAGGGCAUUCAUUGGUAAGCCCUUUUAAGGUCCUCGUAUCUACUUUUCUUAAGACUCUGUGGCAAUCCUCUUUGUCAUUACGGCCAGAAUGUUUUGAUUACUUUAGGAGCUUUUACAGUACUGCUUUUUCUCUGACUGAAGAGCACUGGAAUUCUGAUGGUCGCGCAGACUUUUUGAGGCAGCACUGCGAUGAAUAUUUGUGCUCAUAUUCUCCUGUCAAUCAGACUUGACAUGUCCAGAGAGCUCCUCCCCCAGACAGGCAGACAGAACGUGGAUGCAGAGCAUCUGGAGGGCUGGUAGAUGCUCAGUCUGCCACACAGAGACACACACCACUCACAGCCUCAAUGACAACUAGACUACAGGACACCUGGCCCUACGUUCUAGCGGAGGAGAACACAAAGUCCUGAGUAGCUCUGCUCUUUCUGCAAUUCUCAGAAACUCCAAAGUGGAUCUUCUGACAGAAAAAAGCAAGCUUGCGCGAGACGGGCAGAGAAGUGAGAAGAGGGAGGGAGAGGGGGAGACAUGUUAUUUGUUCAGGUUGACUAGAGACUCGAUGGAGCUUCUUUCAUGCCAGCCUGCCUGCAGUCGCCGCCGCCUUUUACCCUCCUUCUCCCGUCUAGCCCGCUAGAGCAUACUACUCAGAAGACUGCUUCAGCACUUGACAGAGGACCAUCAAACACCAGGGCGGGCUACUCACAUGGACGGCUGAGAUGACACUAAUGACUCGCUACCUGACUUUUACCAUGGAUAUCACUAUAGGUGGGACUGCUAACACAGCGUGAUAAGCUCUGACAGUUCCUCAGACUCUAGCAGUGUACAAUUUGUGCAGAGUUCAUCAGAGUUUUGUAUGUGCAGACACUGCUGGAGCUCCCAUCCAGGACUGGAGCAGUGCAGGGAGUGGAGAGCAGGGCUGGUGGGUGUGAAGAGUGGCAGCUGCGUGCGGAGAGACGGAGAGUGGGGAGAAGCAACAGACACAGACUCUCUGACAAACUGUUUAGUGUGAGACACUGAGAGACUCACUGUGGAGCAGCGGCUCUCCCUCUCUCUGUCUGUGGCGCUGGGAGAGUGUUCUCUCUGAGCCAGCGUGAGCCAGCCAGCACACUGAGUGGAGCUGAGGCCAGCAGGGUGGGGACGGUGGCAGGAAACAGCGCAUGGAAUUGGGGGAGCCGGGUGCCCUCCGUCACCCAGCACCGGGAGGGGCACUGGGGCUGGGUGUGGGGCAGCCCUGGAGGGGUGAGGGUCCAAAGAUCAGGGGAGCUGAGGCCCAUGUUGACAGGCGGGACCAGCGUGGAGCGGGGUGGUCGGAUGGCAGGGGCCAGGGCCGGCGGAGUGGGCAUACGGUGCUCAUUGAGGGUGUGGGUUCUGCUGGGCUCCCUGGGCCUUGUCUUUCUCACCUCCCUCUUCUUCUCCAUCUCUCUGAGGGGGGGCGUUGGCCUGCCCUACCUGGAGCCCCCCGGGUGGGAAAAGUCCAGCCGAGUAAAACUAGUGCCCAACUACUCUGGUGUCCACCAGCUGGGCCCACUAGAGAGCACCCAGCAGCAGAAGACAUGUGCCUGUCCCCGCUGUGUGGGAGACCCUGGGGUGUCGGACUGGUUUGAUGAGAACUACGACCCGGACAUCUCCCCCGUGUGGACACGGGACAACAUCCAGCUGCCUUCAGACGUCUACUACUGGUGGGUGAUGCUGCAACCUCAGUUCAAGCCCCACACUAUCCAGCAGGUACUGCUGCGGCUGUUCCAGGUGAUCCCUGGCCGCUCCCCCUAUGGCUCCUGGGACCCCGCCCGCUGCCUGCGCUGUGCCGUGGUGGGGAACUCAGGCAACAUGCGUGGGGCCGGUUACGGACCCACCAUAGACAGCCACAACUACAUCAUGAGGAUCAAUCUGGCGCCCACGCUGGGCUAUGAGGAGGAUGCAGGCAGCCACACCACUCACCACUUCAUGUACCCAGAGAGUGCCAAGAACCUGGCAGCCAAUGUCAGCUUCGUCCUGGUGCCCUUCAAGACCCUGGACCUGCUGUGGAUCACCAGCGCACUCUCCACUGGACAGAUUCGCUUUACCUACGCCCCUGUGAAGCAGUUUCUACGGGUGGACAAGGACAAGGCUCAGAUCUUCAACCCAGCCUUCUUCAAGUACAUCCAUGACCGCUGGACCAGGCACCAUGGACGCUACCCUUCCACAGGCAUGCUGGUCCUGUUCUUCGCUCUGCACGUGUGUGACGAGGUGAAUGUGUUUGGCUUUGGCGCUGACAGUCGAGGCAACUGGCACCACUAUUGGGAGCAGAACCGCUACUCUGGAGAGUUCCGGAAAACAGGGGUGCAUGAUGCAGAUUAUGAGGCCCUGAUCAUUGACUCGCUGGUUAAGGCUGGCAAGAUCACCAUCUUCCCAGGAAAGUGAUGAGGGCUGAAGGUGUGGUGGGCUGGACAGGUUUACAGGAACACUAGAACACCCAUCACCACAAGGCUUUUUGAUGUUGUCAUCUGCUUUAUACAAUGCCUGCUAAUCAUGUUCCCAUUGUGGUAAGAUGAUGGUGGUUUUGGGUCGAACUACAUGUGAUUACACUCUGCCCCCAACAGGCCUACUACCUCCAUAGAAACGACAGAACUAUAGAGGGGGCAGAUAAGUCUGUCCUAGCCACUGUAUGGACCUGUGAACCCGUCCCAUCCACAAUCCCCCCCCCCCCCC
Messenger RNA from Oncorhynchus kisutch (coho salmon), 3815 nucleotides. RefSeq names its product CMP-N-acetylneuraminate-beta-galactosamide-alpha-2,3-sialyltransferase 2-like. The record is from RefSeq and is a predicted model, not a curated record. Gene Ontology annotation, cellular component: membrane. NCBI's taxonomy places the organism in Eukaryota, Metazoa, Chordata, Actinopteri, Salmoniformes, Salmonidae. Bases 2400 to 3527 code for a protein of 375 amino acids. The transcript is spliced from 7 exons. Gene Ontology annotation, biological process: sialylation. Gene Ontology annotation, molecular function: beta-galactoside (CMP) alpha-2,3-sialyltransferase activity.